Molecule: messenger RNA, 846 nt
Organism: Neohortaea acidophila
Lineage: Eukaryota; Fungi; Ascomycota; Dothideomycetes; Mycosphaerellales; Teratosphaeriaceae
Exons: 2
Coding region: 1-846 (281 amino acids)
Source: RefSeq, a predicted model, not a curated record
AUGGCCUCCAUCCAACUCUCCCCGUCACAACUCGACCACUUCAACACACAAGGUUACCUCAUCCUCCGCGCCGCCGAACACAAUCUCGUCAGUCCCCCCGACCUCCACAAAUGGACGAGUGAAGUCAAGACGCUUCCGCGAGACAAAGGCAAAUGGAUGCCAUACGACGAAAUCACCGCCACCGGCGAGCGCCAGCUCAUGAGGACGGAAAACUUCGCCGACUACCAUCCCUCCUUCUCCGCCUUGCUGCACGGCGCCGGCCUGCGAGGCAUUCUGGCGCAACUUACCGGCGACGAAAUGCUGCUGUUCAAGGACAAGAUCAAUUACAAACUCGCUGGCGGCAACGGCUUCCAGGCUCAUCUUGAUGCUCCCGCCUACGACCACAUCGGAGACAUCGAGCACACCACCGCAAACCUGGCCGUCGACGCUGCAACGAUCGCCAACGGCUGUGUAGAAGUUGUCCCUGGCUCGCAUCGAAUGGAUGUCGAGUUGGCGGAGGGUGGACGCAUCGCUGACAGAUGGGAGGCGGCGCACGACUGGGUUCCCGUGGAGCUGGCGGAGGGCGACUUGUUGAUUUUCGGCAGCCAUCUUGCGCAUCGGAGUGCGGAUAACAAGACGGCCAAGGCGAGGAGCUCGGUGUAUGCCACGUACCAUAUGCGCUCGGAUGGGGAGGAUCUGAGGCGGCGGUAUUAUAUCGAUCGCAGGGAGAAUUUCCCGCCGGAUCAUGAAAGGGUUCCGGGGAAGGACUACGGUGCUGGAGUCGCGCGCUACGCUUUUGCAGCACCCUUCACCAGGAUCGAAGAGCCAGCGGCUGCCUCGGCCAUGGAGGUGGAUGUGCAGUCGUGA